UUGUUAUAUUAAUCAUAAGUAUUAAUUUGAAGAACAAAGCUAAAUCAGAGAGAGAAUAUUGCAUGAUGCAACUCCAAGACACGCCAUCCGCUCUUGGAUUUCACAUGCCAGCUGAGUGGGAACCCCACUCGCAGUGUUGGAUGGGUUGGCCAGAACGCGCAGACAAUUGGCGUGACGGUGCUGUUCACGGUCAACGAGUAUUUGCCAGCGUGGCAUCUGCGAUCUCCAGAUUUGAGAGAGUAACCGUUUGUGCUAGUUCCGCUCAGUGGGAGAUUGCGCGGACCCAGCUACCAGAUCAUGUCAGAGUUCUCGAGAUCAGUGCUAACGAUUCGUGGUUUCGUGACAUUGGACCCACCUUUGUUGUGAGAAGAGAAACAUUGAAAUCUGAUGAUGCUGCGGAUAAAAUUGCGGGUAUUGACUGGAGUUUUAAUAGUUGGGGAGGUGUAGAAGAUGGAUGUUAUAGUGAUUGGAGUCUUGAUACCCAUGUAGCUAAGAAGAUUUUGGAAGUUGAGAGGAUUCCUAGAUUUUCACAUUCCAUGGUGCUUGAAGGCGGAAGCAUCCAUGUGGACGGAGAAGGAACAUGUCUUACCACCGAAGAGUGUCUGUUGAACAAGAAUAGGAAUCCUUAUUUGAGCAAGAACCAAAUCGAGGAUGAACUUAAGGCAUAUCUUCAAGUCAGGAAGGUUAUAUGGUUGCCUCGUGGAUUAUAUGGAGAUGAUGAUACAAAUGGUCAUAUUGAUAACAUGUGCUGUUUUGUGAGGCCUGGAGUGGUUCUGCUGUCUUGGACUGAUGAUGAAACUGAUCCUCAGUAUGAAAGAUCUGUAGAAGCAUAUUCUUUGCUUUCAAGUGUAACUGAUGCUAAAGGUAGAAAAUUGGAAGUCAUUAAACUCCAUGUUCCCAGUCCACUAUAUAUGACGGAGAAAGAGGCUGCUGGGGUUUUCCAGGCUGAUGAGGCCAAGCCAAGACUUCCCGGUACUAGGCUUGCUGCUUCCUAUGUGAACUUUUACAUAGCAAAUGGUGCUAUUAUUGCUCCACAAUUUGGAGAUAAAAAGUGGGAUGAUGAAGCUAUCCAAGUUCUGUCUAAGGCCUUCCCUCAGCAUGAAGUUGUGGCAAUUGAAGAUUCCAGGGAGAUUGUUUUGUCAGGUGGAAAUAUACAUUGCAUUACUCAGCAACAACCAGCCAUUUAGAUAUACUCUCUCAACAUACGUUGAUAUUUGCUGUAUUGGAUAAUAAUCCCUUUCGAGCAGGGAUGCAUUGAAGUGUCUGCAAAUAGAUGAAAAACCAUUGAAAAUAAAACAUAAUUUAUGUUUUAAAUUAUGAAAACGCGGUUUAUUCUGAUGAUUGAUUGAAUAGUGUGUAAAUACUAAAUAUUGAAGCCCAGCUAGUUUAUCUUUUCUUUUCGGGUCAACUGAAUACUAUCAUUUCCAUUUGUCAGACCGAGUCUACCAUUGCCGGAUCCCGAACUUUGUAAAACUACCUCACGUUUUCUGUUCAAUGAACUCCCAGUCAAUUUUCAGAUUGUA
Cicer arietinum (chickpea) is the source of this 1523-nucleotide messenger RNA. Its product is annotated as agmatine deiminase. Gene Ontology annotation, molecular function: agmatine deiminase activity; protein-arginine deiminase activity. Gene Ontology annotation, biological process: putrescine biosynthetic process. The record is from RefSeq and is a predicted model, not a curated record. NCBI's taxonomy places the organism in Eukaryota, Viridiplantae, Streptophyta, Magnoliopsida, Fabales, Fabaceae.